Molecule: messenger RNA, 4222 nt
Organism: Phycodurus eques (leafy seadragon)
Lineage: Eukaryota; Metazoa; Chordata; Actinopteri; Syngnathiformes; Syngnathidae
Gene: trim24
Product: tripartite motif containing 24
Exons: 19
Coding region: 437-3715 (1092 amino acids)
Molecular function (GO): zinc ion binding; protein binding
Source: RefSeq, a predicted model, not a curated record
AAUAUGUUUCGGCUGUUUUGGUCAAAAAGAACCGAUGGCCGCCUCACCUUAAGAUACAUUUGCUUCGAUAUAGCGUAUGUAGCGUGAUUGUUCCUCUUUAUUAAUCACGUAAGGUUUUGUUUUCAAGCAGUUUUAAUCAUAAAUAUCGCCAGUGGCUUGUAUUUUCUUGUCUUGGGCGACUUGAAAAACACUGAUGAGGAAGCUACCUUGCUAACGAUGCUAGCCAACAAUCGUUUAUUAGUUCCUAACUAACAUUGUCACAUGGGCAGCUAAUGACCGAUACUAUGAUAAAAGUCUCCAGUCGAUGAGAAGUAUGAUAUAUGUUUGCGAUGUCCCGCAGUAUAACGUAAAACAAAGAACUCGGUUAGCCUUUGUGUCCCAACGUAACGCUAGCUAACGACUGGCUGCCAGGGAGUAAUCAAUACGUGUCAUUGAAAUGGAUCCGAGCGGCAAAUCUGUUGGCAACGACGACAUUGUUAUAAUCGUGGAGAACGAGGCGGAGAGUUUGCCCCUCGGGGAACAGAGACCGAAGCCGCCAGGCGCCUUCGGGCUCAUGGACACAUGUCCCAUCUGCAAGUUGAGCUUUCACAACCGAGAGCCCAAACUGCUGCCUUGUCUUCACUCGUUCUGCAAGCGAUGCCUGCCCGCACCGUUCAGGGGCGUCGAACCCAGGCGGGACCACUCCCUCCACCCUCUGGGUCAAGUGGACAACAACAAGCAACUGGGUACCAUCCGCUGUCCAGUAUGCCGCCAGGAAUGCUGGGAAAUGGACAUGUUGGACAAUUUCUUUGUCAAGGACUUGGCCGAGGUGCCAAGCAGCACCAUGGAGAAAAACAACCAGGUGUGUAUGAGCUGUGACGACAACACAGAGGCAACGGGCUACUGUUUGGAGUGCAUGGAGUUCUUGUGUGUGACCUGUAUUGAGGCGCACCAGCGGGUGAAGUUCACCAGGGAUCACACGAUACGCCAAAAGAAGGAAAUGUCUCCAGAAGCAGUAGCUGUUUCCACGCAGAAGCCCGUUUUUUGUGACAUCCACAAGCAGGAGCCACUGAAGCUUUUUUGCGAGACUUGCGAUCGACUCACCUGUCGAGACUGUCAGCUGCUCAAACACAAGGAUCACAACUAUCAGUUUUUGGAGGAUGCCUACAAGAACCAUAGACAGUAUCUGGAGAACAUGACGCAACAGUUGCAGGAAAAAAGAAAGGCCAUUGAGGAUGUCUCCAACUGCAUCAGAAAUGGACUGCAGCAAGUUGAAGAAAACCGGAAGUCUGUAACGAAUGAAAUCAAGAAGGCCAUCUGCAACCUAAUUAUGGAGAUAAACAGGAAGGGGAAGGUUUUGGCUAACCAGCUUGAGUCGCUUACUAAAGAUCACGAGCUGGGUCUGAAAAAGCAGCAGGACGAAGUCAACUUGCUGCGCCGGCAACUGGACCACGUGAUCAGUUUCACCAAGUGGGCCACUGCCAGCCACAGUGGCACAGCGCUCCUCUACUGCAAGAGACUGAUUCUAUUCCAGAUCCACUAUCUGAUGGGCGCCAGAUGCAAUCCCUCCAUCAUCCCUCAGAGUUCUGUCCGCUUCCAGUGUCGCUCUGGUUUCUGGGCCUCAAAUGUAGACCUUGGUUCUCUGGUGGUUGAACGAAGCUCGGUACAGCCGCUCAUUCCCAACCAACAGGCAGGACCCAGAGGAGAGGCGCCGAACGGGCCGCUGUCGUUAUCCGCUCAGCAGCGCCAGAGCACGCUGGCCCAGCUGCAGAUGCAGGUUGACAAAAUUUCCCAGCAGCCCCACAGGCAGGCCGCAUCCAACCAUUGGUCCUGGUAUCAGAAUGCCCGGCUCCCCGGACCCCACGGACCCCCUGUACCCCCUGGACCCCCUGGACCCCCUGGACCCCACGGACCUCCACCCCCGAACAGACCAAUCCAAGGAGGCUCCUCCCCUUCCCAAGGCCUCAGCGGCUUGACGCAGAUGGGACGCCGAUACGGGAACGCCCAAGCCAACAUCAGAAGUCCCAACUCGUCAAUGCUGCAGAACACUGCGUUCCCGCCUCCUCAGUCCCUCCGAGACAUGCUCAAUACCUGUAGCUUCCCUUCCAAACCCAUGGAUAUAUCACAGGGCACUUUCCGCUACCCGCAUCCCGUGUCCGCUGGAGGGGCCACGCACGUACAACCGAACCAGCGGAACCUGUCAGAACUUUCCUACCUAAAGAGGACUGAAGCCGGCGGUCCGGUGCCCACCGUUAGCAUCGCGCUCGCGAGACCCAGCUUCACUUCGAGCCAAUCCUCAACAGCCGCUGACAAACCGGUUCAAGGAAAGCAUAAUUCGCCCAUGGUUAAGUCAUCAUCUUCAGAGCGCACCGGAGGGCCGGCGUCCUGGAAGCCAAAUACUGAGACGUCGUCGGCUCCCUCGGCCAAGCGACGGAGAAGGUCGUCCCCUGGGCCCGUUAUCAUCAUCAAGGACGAACCGGAGGAUGAGGACGAAGUUCGUUUCGUGCAGUCCAGCCUUCCCGACAGCAGCACGGGGGCCUGUCCCACGCUCCAGCUCAAGAUCGGCCCCCCUUUCUCCACCCACCAAUCUGACUCCGACCAGGCGAGGGAGCCGCGCCCUCAGCCCGGCGCGCAGCCCGAAUCCGAGAAGAGCGCCCUCGCGGAAGACGACCCCAACGAAGACUGGUGCGCCGUGUGCCAGAACGGAGGAGAGCUGCUGUGCUGCGACAAGUGUCCCAAGGUUUUCCAUCUGUCCUGCCACAUCCCCGUGCUCAGUGAGUCACCCAGCGGCGCGUGGUUCUGCUCCUUCUGCCGAGACCUGGUCUCCCCUGAGAUGCAGUACGAAUGCGACAACAAGAACACACAGGAGCCAGAAAGACUGCCACCUGUUGACCAAAGGUCAUGUGAGCGGCUGCUUCUACUUCUCUUCUGUAAUGACUUCAGCACUCACUUCCAUCACACGUCGGAGUCCAAAAGAUGCAAAGAGGUUAUCACGAAACCAGUGGAUUUAUCUCUUGUGAAGAGGAAGCUGGAGUGGAAAGCAAGCGACGGGGAAGCUUACCGCACUCCUGAAGAGUUUGUUGCAGACGUGAGGCUCAUAUUCAUGAAUUGUGCCAAAUACAAGGUGAACAAAGAAGUGAUCAGUGCCGGAUUGUACUUGGAAGACUACUUUGAGGAGCAGCUGAGGCUGGUGUACCCCAACAAGAUUUUUCCCGGCGGAAGGGAGGAAGGUAUGAUCCCACCGCUGGAGGACGAGAUUGACGACGAAGAAGAGCAGCAGCAAGAGCACGAGCAGCCGGCGCAGGAAAGCGCGGCCCCCCCGGAGGACGACAAAACAGUCAGUCCUGCGAAGAACACUAUCCUACCCGCGGAGGGGAACGCGCCUCCUCCCGAGGAAGCCGCAGAAGACGAGUUAAAAACGAAGGAGCAGGCGACCGACAUGAGCAAGAUGGGGACAGACGCGAAGGUGGCGACUGAAGAUGGAGGAGGGCCCCUUUCUGAGAACAAAGUCAAGCAGGAGGAUGAAACAGCUCCUCCUGAAGAGGUCAAAAACUCUGGAGUUGUGGAUAAGGCACCAUCCCCAAAAGAGGAAAACACCCCCUUUCCUCACGAGCAGACUUCUGACCAGACUUCUGAUGUAACGGAAAGCCAGGAGAGCGCACCGGAAAAUGUCCCCGAUGAAGAAAAAGAGGAGCAAGCAGCAGGUGGGAUGGAUUGUAACAGUCAGGAAGUGUAGGAAAAAAGAAGGCUGACGUCGUCUUCCACUUUUGCAAUAGGAACCAAGAGGCCCGCGCUCGACUGAACAGACAUUAUUUAAUACACACCGGAGUCUCUCCAUGAGCUCCUUUUCGAGAUUCGGCAGGGUGGACGUUUUACAUGUAUUUUAUGUAAUCAUGCCUCAGAUGUCAAUGACCUCCCUCAACGACGGAUCUCUUUCAUUCUGAAGGUUGAACGCAGGCAGUCAAAACAAUAUAGCCCUGCGCGCGCAUGACGAGUCCUCCUUUCUGUUUUGUAGCUCAUGUUUCUUUGUUUUAGUGCAAUGGGAUUUCUUCUUAUAUCAGUAAUGUAUUAAUGACUAUAUGCUGUAUGCUAUGAGCCACUGUCGCUUCUGUACAGAUGGAAGUGUGUCCAUUUAAACAACCUGUUUUGAUGAAAAAAAAAAAAAAAUUGUGUCUUAUCUGCUCUCUUAUCACCUAUGAGCUCAUCAAGCUUUUUUUUAAAAUUUUUUUUAUAUAUAAUCAAA